AUGCGCGUCAGCGGCAUCGCCCGCGCAGGCGGCGCGGCGGGUCGUACGCGCGGCCGCGGCGGGCGCGUGAAUGAGGCGCCCGCGCUCGCGCCUCGUCGCUCGCGUUCAGUAGCCGUGGAGCACGCGCAGCGGCUGGAGCGCUCCCAGGCCAUGUAUGUCAUAAAUUUAGAAAUGGCGCAUGAGAGCGCGAGUGGCGCGGACGGGUCGCCGCACCACACGCCGUCGCCGCCGCACGCGCCGCGCCUCUCCGCCGACACCAGCUUCCACCAGCAGAUCUUGCAGAAUCAGAGCCCGAGAAAGAAUCCUAUUGCGGAGAGAGCGAAACAAACAUUAGAAAAUAAUUUCCUGUUGCAAUUAAAGAAGCAGCAACAGUUGCAGCAAGAAAUUUUGCUGCAACACUUUCAGCAGCAGCAGCAGCAGCUCGCCGAGCAGCACGAGCAGCAGAUCAGGCAUCACUUGAAGGUGAAUAUCUCAAAACUAUGGGAGCAGCAGAAAGCGAUGGAGGAGGCGGCGCUGCGCGAGGCGCGCGAGGCGCGGGAGGCGCGGGAGGCGCGCGAGCGUCACGAGCGCGACCGCGUCGAGCUGCUGCGCAAGAAGGACAAGCACGAGCACAGUGCCAACGCCUCCACGCAAGUCAAACAAAAGCUGCAGGAAUUCUUAAAGAAGAAGGCUGCGGCUAAUGCAAAUGGAACAGUACCCGGAUCUCCCUACAGAAACUGGGGUAUUGUGAAGUCGUCCUCGGGGGAAUCGAUCACGUCGACGGGCGCGACAGCCACCGCCCACCCCUACAGGAUCGCGGCGCCGCUGCCGCUCACGCACAACGCGGCGCCGCAGCAACCUUCUCCCGCCGACUUCCCUCUCAGGAAGACAGCGUCGGAGCCCAACAUGCUGAAGGUGCGGCUGAAGGCGCGCGUCAUCGAGCGCCGCGCGUCGCCGCUGGCGCGCCGCCCGCUCAAGACGCGCAUCAAGCACCGCAACAAUCGUAUGAUAUGGUAUCGUUUAGUAAUGUAUGUAAUGAUAGCUAACGUGUGUGUUGCGUGCGCGCGCGCAGAUUGCGAGGGCGCGUCGCCGCGCGGGUCGCCGCCGGGCGCGGUGGCGGCGCCCAUCCGUGAGGAGGAGGAGGGCGCGCGCGCGCCGGACCUGCUGUUCUCGUCGCCCUCGCUGCCCAACAUCUCGCUGGGCCGCCCGCACGCCGCGCCGCGCCACGCGCCCCACGCGCCCGCCCCGCCCACGGUGACAGUGGCGCUACCGCCGGUGUCGGAGGCGGAGGGCGGCGCGAGCGGUGCGUCCGGGGCGGGCAGCGCGUACUGCGGCGCCGCGCUGGCACGCCUGGCCAAGCGGCCGCUGGGCCGCACGCACUCCGCGCCGCUGCCGCUGGGCGACCCUGCGCUGCAGCCGCCCUCCGCGCACCACGCGCACCCCGCGCACCUCGCGCACCACGCGCACCACUACCUUCGCGACCAGAUACGCAAGACGGUAUUAACUCGCGCGCACGACGCGGCCGCGUCGCAGUUGCAGCUGCGCGAGGAGGAGGGCGAGGUGAUCGACCUGACGGCGCGCAAGGCGGCGCCCGAGAGCCUGCCGUCCGCCCCCGCGCCCGCCCCCGCGCCGCCCGCCCACGCGCCGCCCGGCGCCGCGCCGCUCGCGCGCGCGCUGUCCUCCCCGCUGGUGGGCGCGCGCCCGCCCGCCACCGGCCUCGCCUACGACGCGCUCAUGCUCAAACAUGGAUGCGCGUGCGGGGCGCACGCGCCGACGCACCCGGAGCACGGCGGGCGGCUGCAGUCGGUGUGGGCGCGGCUGUGCGAGACGGGGCUGGCGGCGCGCACGGAGCGCACGCGCGCGCGCAAGGCCACGCUGGAGGAGCUGCAGGCGGUGCACUCGGAGGCGCACGUGGCGGCGUGGGCGGGGCGCGCGGGUGGCGCGGGGGCGGGUGGCAAGGGCGAGGGCCGCGCCGUGCGCCUCGUGCGCCUGGCGUGCGGCGGCCUGGGCGUGGACGCCGACACCGCCUUCAGCGACGCGCACACGCCGCCCGCCGCGCGCCUCGCCGCCGGUGCGCUGCUCGACCUCGCCACGCGCACCGCGCGCAACGAGCUGCGCAACGGGUUUGCAAUAGUGCGCCCGCCCGGCCACCACGCCGAGCCCAAUCAAGCGAUGGGUUUCUGCUUCUUUAAUAAUGUAGCCAUCGCUGCCAGGAUACUACACACUAAGCUCGGCUUGCAGAGGAUACUGAUUGUGGAUUGGGACGUGCACCACGGCAACGGCACGCAGCAGAUCUUCUACUCGGACCCGCACGUGCUGUACGUGAGCCUGCACCGGCACGACGACGGCAACUUCUUCCCGGGCACGGGCGCGGCCAGCGAGUGCGGGGCCGGCGCGGGCCUGGGCUACACCGUGAACGUGGCCUGGCCCGGCCACCCACCGCUGGCCGACGCCGAGUACCUGGCCGCCUUCCGCGCCAUCGUGAUGCCCAUCGCCAAGGAGUACGACCCCGAGCUGGUGCUGGUGUCGUGCGGCUUCGACGCGGCCGCCGGGCACCCGGCGCCCAUGGGCGGCUAUAGCGUGUCGGCGGCGUGCUUCGCGCACAUGACGCGCGACCUCAUGUCGCUGGCGGGUGGGCGCGUGGUGCUGUCGCUGGAGGGCGGCUACGACCUGGCCGCCAUGUGCGACUGCGCGCAGGAGUGCGUGCGCGCGCUGCUGGGCGAGCGCCUGUCCGCGCCGCCGCUGGCCGAGCUGGCGCGCGCGCCCGCGCCGCACGCGCAGCGAGCGCUGCGCGCCGCACUUGCCGCGCAGGCGCCGCACUGGCCCGUGGUGAAGCGGUACAGCUCGCUGAUCGGCAUGUCGGCGCUGGAGGCGGGCGCGGCGGGCGUGGCGGGCGCGCCGGAGCGCGGGCGCCUGCAGAGCGAGCGCGACGCGGCCGACACGGCGGCGGCCAUGGCGUCGCUGUCGGUGCAGCCGCCGCUGCCGCUGCCGCUGGCGCACGCGCCCUCCGCGCCCGUGCUCUCCUCGCUCGCGCUCGCGCCGCCGCAGACGCAGCCGCUCGCGCUCAGCCGGUCGGAAAGCUCGCGCUCCGUCUCCGAGGAGCCCAUGGAGCAGGACGAGGGCAAG
Molecule: messenger RNA, 3105 nt
Organism: Brenthis ino (lesser marbled fritillary)
Lineage: Eukaryota; Metazoa; Arthropoda; Insecta; Lepidoptera; Nymphalidae
Source: the annotation of a GenBank genome assembly